Acaulospora colombiana is the source of this 724-nucleotide messenger RNA. The record is from the annotation of a GenBank genome assembly. NCBI's taxonomy places the organism in Eukaryota, Fungi, Glomeromycota, Glomeromycetes, Diversisporales, Acaulosporaceae.
GCUUGGACUCGAUACUGAGGGCCUUACUAUAUGGUCAAUUCACCGAAACACUAACUGGCUUACCAAUAAUACGUGCAUACCCGACUAUAAUUAGUACAAACGAACAAUAUCUUGAUAACGAGAAUCGUGCAUACUUUCUAUACAUCGCGGUCAGCAGGUGGUUAGGGGUGCGACUAGAAUCAAUAGCGAAUGUUCUCAUAUAUAUCGCUUGCCUAUUGGCUGUUCUUGAAAGAUUCCAGGUUGAUCCAUCUAUAGUGGGGGUGAUUCUAAGCUACAGCAUGAUUAUCACGGCGGAUUUUAGCUGGUGCAUCAAACAAUUUGCUGAUGUGGAGGCAACAAUGAACUCGGUAGAACGUUUAUUAUAUUGCAUAGAUAAUGUUGAAGGUGAAGCAGACUUGAUAAUUCCGGAACACCGCCCACCUCCUGAGUGGCCUAGCAAGGGAGAAAUCGUGAUUAAAGACUUGGAAAUUAGAUAUGGACCCGAAAAUCCACCCGUCAUAAAAGGGAUUUCUCUAACUAUUAAGGGAUCAGAAAAGAUUGGUAUUGUUGGAAGAACAGGGUGCGGAAAAUCGACAUUUGUAUCAUCAUUCUUUAGAAUUAAUGAGCCCUCGUCCGGAAAAAUUAUUAUUGAUGGUAUUGACAUCUCGUCCAUAGGUCUAAAAGAUUUGAGAAGUAAAAUUACCAUAAUACCUCAAGACCCUGUACUGUUCAAUGGAACCAUAAG